UCUGGGGGUGUGAUAACUUUCCUUUGUGCGUGUGCUGAAGGAGAGCAGGUAAGUGAGUCAGUGAGGUGACAGGUGAGGUGUGGGCGUGUCCUUGCACAGGUAGCUCUUAGAGCAGCGGGGGGGAGGAGGUCGGGUCAUUUGUGCCGCUGACGGGAACCUGCAGUGAUGUUUGUCUUCCAGGCGAUCUGUGUGACGGCGCUGCUGGCGAUGCUGACACAAGUAUCUGAGUCGCAGCUAUCCGUCUGUGGGAAGCCAAGACUUAACACCAGGAUUGUUGGAGGACAGUCGGCGCCUGAUGGCAGCUGGCCCUGGCAGGUCAGUCUGCACCGGAUAAGCUCAGGCGGCUCCUCAUCCCACUUCUGUGGAGGAUCUCUGAUUACUGACGAGUGGGUGCUGACGGCUGCGCACUGCAUGGCCAGGUGAGCGGA
This is a messenger RNA of Fundulus heteroclitus (mummichog), 428 nucleotides long. RefSeq names its product serine protease 27-like. The coding region runs from base 166 to 423 and encodes 85 amino acids. The record is from RefSeq and is a predicted model, not a curated record. The transcript has 3 exons. Gene Ontology annotation, biological process: proteolysis. NCBI's taxonomy places the organism in Eukaryota, Metazoa, Chordata, Actinopteri, Cyprinodontiformes, Fundulidae. Gene Ontology annotation, molecular function: serine-type endopeptidase activity.